GGAUACUCCAAAAUGUUUUAUACAUUAGGUACACGCGGCGGCACCCACUAAUGUUUAUGAUGGAGGCUAGAUCCCACAAUAUUAUAAUCUGUACAUUAUAAUAUCUAAUGGUGAUCCUAAUAGAUAUACAAUUGACAUCCCAAAUUAGGUAUAUCGAUCAAUAAAAUGAUCUUCUUAACUCAAUCAUGGAGAAGCAAGUUGUCGAAUAAGAAAGCAUGGAGAGUGACCCUUCAAGAAUGGUUCAAGAGUCUAUCACAUGCAACAACUUUUUUUUUAUUAGAAAAUGUGAGACCCCAUUAUAGAGGGGUAAGGCAGAGACCAUGGGGCAAAUGGGCGGCCGAAAUAAGGGAUCCGAAGAAGGCGGCUCGUGUGUGGCUUGGAACAUUCGAAACCGCCGAGGGCGCCGCACUUGCAUACGACCAAGCCGCUCUGAAAUUCAAAGGGUCGAAAGCCAAGCUCAAUUUCCCACAAAGAGUUCAAGGCAAAACAGGAAUCCGCUUUGUCAGUACUGGUGGCAGAAGAGGCGGAACUUCCUCUUCUGCCACCACCCAUCAGGUUGGUGGCAAGUCGUCAACGCCUCAAGAUGAGGCGGCUUACCCUUUUCUCCAAGAGUACGCUCGACUUCUUUCUAGCUCGGACGCAGAGUUCCCUUACUUGACUUCAGAUCUUUACAAUCAGACGACCAGCAUAAGUUUGCAACAACCUUGGGAGCCGACAGCAUUCCUUCCUCCUCCCCCAGUAGGGGUAGCGUCACUUCUGACGCCGUCACAACAACAACAGCAAUAUCAACAACAUGAGAAUUUUCAAUAUAUGUCAGAGUACGAGAGUUUCCCCGGUUCGGAUUAUCAAAAUUACGGCAUGGGUUUUGAUGAUCCCAACAACCCAAAUGAGAAUGGACUAAACUAGCUUAUUGUGUAAUUUUGCAUGCUAUGAAUGUUUAUUGAUCAUAAUUGAGGUGGAAUUCGUGAUUUUGUUGACAUCUUUAAUAUAAAAGUCGUGCGAUAUUCGAGAUUACGGAUGUACGGUUGUACAAGUUGUGCAAAUGAAUUUGGUAGUUGCAU
This is a messenger RNA of Cuscuta campestris, 1061 nucleotides long. Lineage: Eukaryota; Viridiplantae; Streptophyta; Magnoliopsida; Solanales; Convolvulaceae. The record is from the annotation of a GenBank genome assembly.